Chelmon rostratus (copperband butterflyfish) is the source of this 1739-nucleotide messenger RNA. RefSeq names its product NFKB activating protein (gene nkap). Gene Ontology annotation, molecular function: chromatin binding. Gene Ontology annotation, biological process: regulation of gene expression. NCBI's taxonomy places the organism in Eukaryota, Metazoa, Chordata, Actinopteri, Chaetodontiformes, Chaetodontidae. The record is from RefSeq and is a predicted model, not a curated record. The coding region runs from base 195 to 1436 and encodes 413 amino acids. Gene Ontology annotation, cellular component: nucleus. The transcript has 8 exons.
CCGGUUUGUGUUUAGGAACGGACGUGCCAGGACUUCCUGUUUUGAGACUUUUCUGCUACGAAGAGAGAAAAACAGAGUAGACACACAAGAGCGAAUAUGUGCUAAUAUCUCUGUUAAUUUCCGUCAGAAUCAAACUUUUGUCUUCAGUGUGUCCGUGGUUUCGGUGUGAGCCUAAAGCAGUCAAGAGGUCAGUUAUGCCACUGUCGGAUCGCUCGAGCUCCGACGGCAGCGGGGAUCCUCGGAGUCCUCGGGCCCGGAGACCCCGGACUCGUUCUCGCAGCCGCAGCCGCAACCGCAACGACAGUCGUGAAAGGAGCCUGUCUCCGGAUAGCUUCGGGCCCAAACUCCCGAAGCCGCGGAACAGGGAGAGGGAACGCGAGGAACGGGAGCGCCGAUUCCGAGAGGCGAGAAACCUCAGACGGAUCCGCAUAGCAAGCCCCCGCCGUAGUCGGUCCAGGUCCAGGUCCAGGUCCAGAGAGCGUCACAACAACAGCCACAGUCACAACCACAACCACUGGUCCGAGCAGCGAGACGCUCCUGGAAAACACGGAAGCUUCAAAGAUGACUAUUACUACGAGCAGCAGAGGGACGAUGCUCAGAGACAGAGACAAGAGGCUUUUAUUGCGAGGCGCCUGCAGGAGAGGGAGAGGAUCGGUGAGUUAGGUUGUCCUGAGGUUUGGGGAUAUUCACCUAGAGUGAAAGAGCCAGACUCUGAUGAAUUCACACCAGUGGAAGAAGAUGAGAAAAACAGCAGUUCAGACUCGAGCUCAGAAGAAGAGAAGAAGAAGAAAAAGAAGAAGAAGAAAUCCAAGAAGAGAAAGAACAAAAAGCACUCAGAGGACAGCGAGCUGGAAUCAGAUUCAGACGAAGAAGAAAUAAAGAAGAAGAAAAAGAAAAAGAAGAGCAAGAAGUCUAAGAAGUCCAAGAAGAAGAAGGCGAAGAAGAGCCGCAAGGAGUCGAGCAACUCCAGCAGUGAAGAGUCCGAGGAGGAGGAGGAGGAGGAGGAGGAUCCUAACGGGGUGAUGUGGGUGGAGAAGACCUGCAUGGACGAGCAUGUGGUCGGGCCCGAAGCUCCGCUCACCCACAUGUCCCAGGACGACAGACCUCUGGAUUUUGGUCAUGCGCUGUUGCCGGGUGAAGGUGCUGCGAUGGCGGAGUACGUGAAAGCAGGCAAACGUAUCCCGAGAAGAGGUGAAAUCGGUCUGACCAGCGACGAGAUCGCAAACUUUGAGAAGUCUGGCUACGUGAUGAGUGGCAGCAGACAUCGUCGUAUGGAGGCUGUGCGUCUGAGAAAGGAAAACCAGAUCUACAGUGCAGAUGAAAAGAGAGCUCUGGCAUCCUUCAACCAGGAGGAGAGGAGGAAGAGGGAGAGCAAGAUCCUGUCAAGCUUCAGGGAGAUGGUGUACAGGAAAACCAAAGGCAAGGAGGAGAAGUGAACGUCGCAUUUCUAGUUUUCUCUCAGAUCUGCCCUCUAGUGGACACCUUUACUUUUUGUGUCAUGACAUGUUUAUUUUUAAGAGGUUAACGACAUUCAGUUUGAAAGGAAUGUGUGGUGUAGAGGGAGCAUUUGAACUGUAAAGAAAUGUGUGUAAAUGAGAAACUCAAAAGUACUCAGUUGUGUGUAAUUCUCCAUCCUGUUCACUCAUUGGAACUAGUCUUUCCUCUCAGUCGGUCAAAGUUAAUUUUCUCCUCUACAUUUUUACAAAUAAUCAGGACAGUGAAUAAAUUUUCUAUGUGGA